Molecule: messenger RNA, 243 nt
Organism: Aplosporella prunicola CBS 121167
Lineage: Eukaryota; Fungi; Ascomycota; Dothideomycetes; Botryosphaeriales; Aplosporellaceae
Exons: 1
Source: RefSeq, a predicted model, not a curated record
CCUCAGUGCAUGAGAUGCGGACGCCCAACUACGAAAUUCAUCACGAGGUCGUCAAACAGAAAUGGGAAUGCAGGCCGACCGUAUUACAAAUGCGGUCCUUGCAAGAAGUUUCAUAACUUCGCGGAUAAUCGUGGGAUCAACACUGAUAAUCCGAAGUGCUGCUGUGGCCAAGUCAGCAGGAUGCAAAAAUCAGGGGUUGGAGUUUUACAUUUCGUUUGUCAAUUUGGGUGUUGUAAUUUCUAC